CAUGAGUCCAGUCUGAGCACAAUGAGGAGCAAACAGGCACAUGAUAUGCCUCACAUGCCAAGGUCAGGUUCUUAAUAACUCUUUUAGAAUAACUCUUAACAUUUAAUAGUGUACUCUUAAGGAUUCCGUGAUUAGUCCUUCUGGGGGAACCUUUAGAUUCUAUAUAAAACACUACAACAAAGGGUUUCUUUUCAGAAAAUAUACCAUGGGCAACCAAUUAAGAGAGCUAGAACAGUUUUAAAAAAUGUAGGAAUCAGUUUUUCUAAGAGUGGAGUUUGUUAUUGUAAUGUUUGGAUAAAGUCAGUUUAAUCUGGCAUCGUGAAGUGUUUUUCAGGUUUCCCCACUGUUGAACCCUUCAGGUUCUGAUGAGGGAUUCUCUAACAGAAAAGGUUCAAAGUAAAAACCCAUAGAACCCUUAAAUAUCCACAGGACUCUUGAGGAACCCUUAUUUUCUAAGACUGUGGGAAACAGAUAAUUAACUUUGCAUGUGCGUCUCUCAGAAUCAUUUAGAGAAAUAUAUCUAGUAUGCAGACACAGUGAUCAACAUGGCUGUUGUCCUGCAUGGAUUCACAAGUGCCACUUUCAUAAGGACGUGAUUCUUGACUUUUCAUUCUUAUUUUGUGCCAUGAUUUCGCAAACAUGAUGCUGAAGUCAAGAAACUGGGGGUGAGUAAAAAGACCUGUAACAUUGGAGUACCUGAGGAGUAAUAAGAGAUGCUAGUUUAUUUAAUUAACUACAUAAAUAAGAUGUACAAGUGAAUUGGAUUGAUGUGAAAUACAUCUGUUCCCAUAGUUCUAUUAAUAUUUCAUUUGAUUUGAUUUCAUAUUUCAUUUGAUUGGCUCAGUGGUUAAAUGAAAUGUGAAUUUCUCUCUUUUUUCCUCUACCUCAAGUAAAGUUGUAAUCUAGUCUGUUUAUGUCCAAAAUUGCAUUUAAAGAUCCGAUUUGGACCAUGACACUGGGCAUCAUGGACCAACUGACAGCCAGUAUCAGAUUACUAACUGCACUGAGCAGAAUUAAGUGCAUUUUUGUAACAUUCACUGUGUGAAGAAAUCACACUUGGCUCGAAAGUUUUUAGACAUCUUUAGGCAGGCUGACUGUUUUUACCACCACAUUCUCCUUAUGUACCUAAAGUUAUCAUUGCAGGUAGUUAAGUCAUGUUUAAUAACAUUUCCAUCAUUCUGGUGAUACUUAUGUUUUUGUAAAGGUGUUAAGGUAUUAAUUUAUGUUAUAGAUAGAAUCCCCCAAUUUUGCCCGAAUUCGCCCUGUUCAUCCAACAGGUUUUCUCAGGCUGCCAAACAAUUAUUUUACUCUACUUUAAUGUACCUUGUUACCCAGAUGGAACUAGGUAAAGAGAACAACUCUUAGUAUAGUUAUUUUUCUGGCCUUUACCUAGAGGACAUGUUGAUUACCAAAUCCAAGAAGAGAAAGGCUAAGAAGGAAAUCAAUGGAUUGAAAGAGCCGGAGAAGGAGACCUGUCUAGAGUCUACUGUUGAAAUGGAAGAGUUGGUGAGCUGUAAUCCAUCAGGAAGCAUGGAUGCUCGUUCCCCUGAGCCUCAGGAUAUUCCACCACAGAAGAAGAAGAAGAAGAGUAAGAAGAUGGCACAUACAUUCGCUAUGGAAAGUGAACAGCAAGACCUUGUGAAUGGAGACACACAAAUGUCACCCACAGAUAGAAAGGAAGUUACUAGGAAAUCUAGACGAAAGAGGAAAUCUAAGAUAACAGAGAAUCAGCAUAAUAACAGUGUGGACGUGGAGGACGACGAUGUUGUCACUGAUGCACAUACUUCUAUCUCUCACCGUUCUCUGUUUUCCACCCCUCUGGGUCACAACCAGUCUCUCAGCAAAGUGUUUGUGGAGAGAAGCCUUCGGUUUCAGGCAACAGAUCGGCUGGACCUGGGCCAUGAGCAGGUGAAGGAGCUCUUGGAGGUCGGAUCCAUGUGGAACUCACGAGAUGUUGCCUUAAGAGUCCACAGUGGCUUCAGGCUCAUUGGACUCUUCUGUCAUGGGUUUCUGGCAGGUUGUGCUAUAUGGAACAUCAUUGUUAUUUAUGUGCUGGCUGGAGAGCAGCUGAAAACACUGUCAAACCUGUUACAGCAGUACCACAGCUUAGCAUACCCCACCCAGUCUCUACUGUACUUUCUCCUGGCUAUAAGCUCGGUGUCUGCCUUCGACAGGGUGAAUCUAGCCAAGGCCUCUAUGGCUCUUAGAGGGUUCCUCAUGCUUGACCCAGCAGCCCUUGCGUCAUUCUUGUACUUUGCAGCCCUUAUUUUGUCUCUGAGUCAGCAGAUGACUAGCGACCGCAUCAACCUGUACCUUAUAGCCAAUGAGUCACUGUGGCCUCCAGGCUCUGAACAUCAGAUUCUGCAACCUUGGAUUGUAGUGAAUCUGGUUGUAGCUUUACUGGUUGGACUAGCCUGGUUUUUCAUCUCCACUAGACCAGAUAUGGACUACACAGAAGAGUUCUUGAUAUCCAUGGAGGUAGAUGACUAUCUACAAUACAAGGACAAAUCAGAAAUCCCUUCCUGAAAAUCUCAGACUUAUCAGGACAACUGGAAUCAGUGUUUCCGAAGCAUAAAAUAUUUUGACAUCAGCAAGGAAGAAUCUUGACAACAAAACAUUGUAAAAACAAAGUACUUGCUAUUUUAUUAAAAAACAGACACACUCACAGCACAGGCUAAAACUGGGAAAACCAGGGAGUAACAAAACCCACCAGCCCUACAAACCCUGAGCUGACCAGAAUAAAGGAGUUAUGUUAAAGAUGAAUUAACAGCUUAAUAUAUGUUAAUUGAUAAGGUUAAGGCUAGCAAAAUAGGAUUUGUUACAUAAGUUAGGCUAUUUAUAUUGGUGUUUUUUUCUGUUUUGUAUACUGUAUAUUACAUUAUAACAAAUAUAAUCACUUUAACAUGGUGGCUUAGUGGUUUGUAUGUUUUCCUUGCACCUCCAGGGAUAGGGGUUCGAUUUCCGGAUAUUAACUGGAGCGUGGAGUUUCAUGUUCACCCUGUGCUUUGGAGGUUUCCUUUGGGUACUCUGGUUUCCUCCCCAGUCCAAAGACAUGCCUUGAAGGCUGAUUUGUCAUCUCUAAAUUGUCUGUAGUGUGUGGAUGUGUGUGUGUGUCCUCUAUUGUGCUCUGAAUUCCCUGGCAUAGGCACCAGGCUGUGUAGGAUAAGCAUUAUAGAAAAUGGAUGGAUGGAUGGAUGGAUGGAUAAUUACUUGCUAUUGAUAAUUAUAUUUUGGUUGCUUAAUGGUUUAGUAGUAGUCAUACGCAGGCCUGACCAAUGUGAUCAAGAGAUACAUUCACA
Ictalurus punctatus (channel catfish) is the source of this 3299-nucleotide messenger RNA. It is a transcript of the gene tmem237a, whose product is annotated as transmembrane protein 237a. Bases 1399 to 2526 code for a protein of 375 amino acids. NCBI's taxonomy places the organism in Eukaryota, Metazoa, Chordata, Actinopteri, Siluriformes, Ictaluridae. The record is from RefSeq and is a predicted model, not a curated record. Gene Ontology annotation, biological process: cilium assembly. Gene Ontology annotation, cellular component: ciliary transition zone. The transcript has 11 exons.